Messenger RNA from Lepisosteus oculatus (spotted gar), 1251 nucleotides. It is a transcript of the gene hpcal4, whose product is annotated as hippocalcin like 4. NCBI's taxonomy places the organism in Eukaryota, Metazoa, Chordata, Actinopteri, Semionotiformes, Lepisosteidae. The record is from RefSeq and is a predicted model, not a curated record. Gene Ontology annotation, molecular function: calcium ion binding.
CCAUUCAUUUUCUGGUUAACGGAGAAGCAAGGCGCAGUCGGAAAUUUCGCCUGUUUCUAGUUCAGUACAGUUACCUUAAACCAGGAGAUCUUUGCUUGUUUAAGGUUUGCCAGUCUCGGAAAAAGGAUUAUCCACGUUGUCCCCAACAAGUAAAAGGGAAUAGACAUUUUACUGGGCGUUCCGGGCGGUGCACCAUGGGGAAACACAACAGUAAACUGGCCCCGGAGGUCCUGGAUGACUUGACCAAGAGCACCGAGUUCAAUGAGAGUGAACUGAAGCAGUGGUACAAGGGCUUCCUGAAGGACUGUCCUACUGGCAUCCUCAACCUGGAGGAGUUCCAGCAGCUCUACGUGAAGUUCUUUCCCUACGGCGACGCCUCCAAGUUCGCCCAGCACGCGUUCCGGACGUUCGACAAGAACGGAGACGGCACCAUCGACUUCCGGGAGUUCAUCUGCGCCCUGUCCAUCACCUCUCGGGGCAGCUUCGAGCAGAAGCUCAACUGGGCCUUCAACAUGUAUGACCUGGACGGGGACGGCAAGAUCACACGCAUGGAGAUGCUGGAGAUCAUCGAGGCGAUCUACAAGAUGGUCGGCACGGUGAUCAUGAUGCGUAUGAACGAGGACGGGCUGACCCCCCAGCAGCGCGUCGACAAGAUCUUCAGCAAGAUGGACAAGGACCACAACGACGAGAUCACGCUGGAGGAGUUCAAGGAGGCCGCCAAGAGUGACCCCUCCAUUGUGCUGCUCCUGCAGUGCGACAUGCAGAAAUAGAGAGGUUCCGGGAGGGGGGGGUGAGGGGGGGGUUGAACCUUGAUGUGAGAUUCGAACUGCAGCUUUUCCUUGGUUGUCAGAAUGUGGAACCGAAGGUACCGUGCGAGCUGAAAGCAGGUCAUAUAUAUUGAUUUUGUCUUGAUGCUCUCCUGGAAAUUGUACUAUAAUUGCACUCAUUUGUACCGUACAGUUUUCUCAUGCCAGUGUCUGUCUACCAACCCUAAUAUGAGCCGUCCGCUAAGCAAAUGACUUAUACCAAUGACGCAAAACAAACUGAAAAUCAAUAUAAGAAGUCAUCAUUUUAAUGGGACAUAUUAAGAGGGUUAAGAGAGUCUCCUCCUAACUAUAAAUACGUUAUAUUCCCACUCUUCUCUGGAUUUUCGGAGAUGUAUGAAAAGGGAUCUCUUCUGACCAAGGAAUCUCCAUCGCUCCAUACUGCUGCAGCCUGGCCCCGUACGAUCAGGAUAGCCUUGCAGCUACU